This is a messenger RNA of Bombina bombina (fire-bellied toad), 1110 nucleotides long. It is a transcript of the gene PCYT1B, whose product is annotated as phosphate cytidylyltransferase 1B, choline. Gene Ontology annotation, biological process: CDP-choline pathway. NCBI's taxonomy places the organism in Eukaryota, Metazoa, Chordata, Amphibia, Anura, Bombinatoridae. Gene Ontology annotation, molecular function: phosphatidylcholine binding; choline-phosphate cytidylyltransferase activity. The transcript is spliced from 8 exons. The record is from RefSeq and is a predicted model, not a curated record. The coding region runs from base 1 to 1110 and encodes 369 amino acids.
AUGCCAGUUCUCAGCAUUGAUGCUGAGUCAGAAUCUGGCAUCUCAAAAUCCCAUUGUGGUGAGCUUCCUGUAGAAACCAUGGAGGAAUUGGAGCACACUUGUCCUCAUCCUCGCCUGACUAUAGCAGGACCUGCCCCAUUUGCAGAAGAAACCAGUUGCCAGUGCAGAGCACCUCAUGAAAAAUUAACCAUUGGUCAGGCACAUUUAGGAACACCAGCUGACCGACCUGUCAGGGUUUACGCAGAUGGAAUAUUUGAUCUUUUCCACUCAGGUCAUGCAAGAGCCCUUAUGCAAGCCAAAAACCUGUUUCCAAACAGCUACUUGCUAGUUGGAGUUUGCAGUGAUGAGUUAACUCAUAAGUAUAAAGGCUUCACAGUAAUGAAUGAAACUGAGCGAUAUGAAGCUCUCAGGCAUUGUCGUUAUGUGGAUGAAGUCAUCACAGAUGCCCCAUGGACUCUAACUCCAGAGUUCUUAGAAAAACAUAAGAUAGAUUUUGUGGCCCAUGAUGACAUCCCAUAUUCUUCAGCUGGUUCUGAUGAUGUGUAUAAACAUAUAAAAGAGGCAGGUAUGUUUGUGCCAACGCAAAGGACAGAAGGCAUCUCCACAUCAGACAUAAUCACUAGAAUUGUACGUGAUUAUGAUGUUUACGCCAGAAGAAACCUCCAGAGAGGCUACACGGCAAAGGAACUAAAUGUUAGUUACAUCAAUGAGAAAAAAUACAGGUUCCAAAACCAAGUAGACAAAAUGAAAGAAAAGGUAAAAAAUGUUGAAGAAAAAUCAAAAGAAUUUGUUUACAAGGUGGAAGAAAGGAGUCACGACCUUAUUCAGAAGUGGGAAGAGAAGUCAAGAGAAUUUAUAGGAAAUUUCCUGGAGUUAUUUGGACCUGAUGGGGCCUGGAAGCAGAUGUUCCAGGAACGCAGUGGACGAAUGCUUCAAGCCCUAUCUCCAAGACAGAGCCCAGCUAGCAGUCCCACACGUGAAUGCCCCCCGUCACGCUCUCCCUCUCCCACCUUACCAUGGGAUCUUAACAAGCCUACUCCACCUUCUUCUCCAAAAGGUGCUUCUGCCUCUCUCAGCAGCAUGAGUGAGGGAGAUGAAGAUGAAAAGUAA